Molecule: messenger RNA, 699 nt
Organism: Mucor mucedo
Lineage: Eukaryota; Fungi; Mucoromycota; Mucoromycetes; Mucorales; Mucoraceae
Exons: 1
Coding region: 1-699 (232 amino acids)
Source: RefSeq, a predicted model, not a curated record
AUGUUUGUUCUUAAUCGCAAUAUUCAAAGACGAAGCGUCUUGCUUGCUCCUCAACUCAAUUCCCAUGUCGUCAAGACCCAACAGCGUCCAUUGUCCAUGUGGAAAAUCAUACCCAAAAUCGUGCUUGCUACUGUCGGCAAGAAACAUCGUAAUUACAUUCUGGGUGCAUUGGGUGCUGCCUCUUUAGCCAGUAGUGUGAUGGGACCCAUGGUUUGGGUAGCAGCAGGUGGCGCUGCCUCUAUCUUUGGCUGGCGUUUGUUCCGCAAGACCAAGAAUUGGUGGGAUUACUUGGCGCCUGUCAUCGGUAAAGACAGCACGGUUUCACAGGCCUUGUUGUCUCAGUUAGGCACACAUCGCGCGACUGAUCUCAUACGUAGCGACACCAUCAAGCAACUGAAGCAUUUCUUUGAAAAUACAGAAGAAGGUAAACAAAUGCUCAAGGCCUUUGGUUUGGAUCAUUUCAAGGAUAUGAUCUGGGAGGAGGUUCAUAAGUCAGAUACAACUCGCUUGGACGGAAAGGAUAAACAUAAGGUGAAUAUUAACUUUUGGAUGGAGGAUCAGGCAUCCAAGGGCCCUCAAGGUGGCGGCUGUGAGGUCCAAGCAUCUGCUACCGUCAGCGGCAAAGGAAAGAUCGACUUGGAUCAGAUCAAAUUAAGCUCCCCAGGAUGGCAUAAGGAUGAGGUCAUCCCCUUAUCAUAA